GCAUGAGAGAGCGACAGUGGAGAUACACAUCCCAGUUUACAAACUCUCCCUCCCUCACUCUCCAGUCCUUCCUACUGCCUCGGUGCGUCAUUCUGAAUGGGAGUUUUGUGGUCAAAGCGAACAUCGCGCGCGAAGACGCCGCCGCUGAUGGAAUAACGCCUGUUGGAUCUCUUUUGGGCUGAAAUGCGCGAGUGUUUGAUCAGAGCUCAUACCUGCCGCGCUGACCUUCAGGAGGAAUAAUCACGAGAACGCACGCGUUGAAUGGGUCGUAAGGACGCUCACCUGAACCUGUCUGGAUGGGAUGCACCGUGAGCUUCAUCUGCUGUGAAGACGAUUUUCUGCAGAUGCCUUUGGAUCAGCAUGUGGAGAAAAAGAAAGAGGAAAAGAGGCUCUUAUCUAAGCCUGAAGAGUUUGAAACCGUUCACUCCCACACCUUCCGGCUGAAGACGUUCAAGAAGGGGAAGCAAUGCGGCGUGUGCAAGCAGACUGUAAACAAUGAGGGGCUCAUCUGCAGAGUUUGCCGGUUAGCCUGCCACAGGAAGUGUGAGGUUAAGGUAUCAUCCUCCUGCGUUCCUGUUGCCAACUAUGAACUGGUCCCCAGCAAUGACCUCCCACUGAAACAUAUAGAGACAACAGGCUCAACCAAAUCCUCCAAGAGCAUGGAGUCUCGACGCAGACCAUCCAGGAGCUUGAGUCUGAUCCAGGCCAUGGAGGAAAACUAUGAGGUGGACCUGGUCUACAUCACAGAGCGCAUCAUUUCUGUGAGCUUCCCCAGUAAUGUAGAAGAGCCGAGCUACAGCGCUAACAUAAAGGAGGUCGCCACCAUGCUACGCUCCAAACAUGGUGACAACUACUUGCUCUUCAACCUAAGUGAAAAGCGAUAUGAUAUCUCCAAGCUGAAUCCCAAAGUGCUGGAUUUUGGCUGGCCGGACCAUCACGCUCCAGCCCUGGAUAAGAUCUGCAGCAUCUGCAAAGCCAUGGACACUUGGAUGAACGCUGACAGUCACAAUGUGGUGGUCUUACACAAUAAGGGAAACCGAGGUCGAACGGGGGUAGUUGUGGCUGCAUACAUGCAUUACAGCAACAUAUCAGCGAGUGCAGACCAGGCUCUGGACAGGUUUGCCAUGAAGCGGUUUUAUGAAGAUAAAGUGCUUCCUGUGGGUCAGCCCUCCCAGAGAAGGUAUGUGCAGUACUUCAGCGGUCUGCUCUCCGGCCAUAUCAAGAUCAACAACAAGCCCCUGUUUCUGCACCACGUCAUCAUGCACGGGAUCCCAAACUUCGAGUCCAAAGGAGGUUGCCGCCCUUUCCUUAAGAUCUACCAGGCUAUGCAGCCCGUCUACACAUCUGGGAUCUAUAACGUCCAAGGAGACAGUCAGACCAGUAUCUGCAUCACCAUUGAACCCGGCCUGCUUCUGAAAGGAGACAUUCUGCUCAAGUGUUAUCACAAACGCUUCCGCAGCCCGUCCCGUGAUGUCAUCUUCAGAGUGCAGUUUCACACCUGUGCUGUUCAUGAUCUGGGCAUCAUCUUCGGCAAAGAUGAGCUUGAUGAAACAUUUAAAGAUGACAGAUUUCCUGAAUAUGGAAAAGUGGAAUUUGUCUUUUCUUUCGGCCCAGAAAAAAUCCAAGGAACGGACCACCUUGAGAACGGGCCCAGUGUUUCUGUGGACUACAAUACCCAAGAUCCUCUGAUUCGCUGGGAUUCUUACGAGAACUUCAACCAGCGCUGUGAAGAUUCAGUGGAGGACGUUAUUCACACACAAGGUCCAUUGGAUGGUAGUCUCUACGCUAAGGUUCGGAAGAAAGAGUCUCUCGAGGGAGGGGUCACAACCAAUGGUGUCCCAGCCACUGUCGAUCACACUUUACCUGCUGUAGACCACACUCUACCACCAGUUGACCACGCCUUGUCUGUAAGCAGUGACUCGGGCAAUUCCACUGCUUCCAUCAAAACCGACCGCACGGAUGAAGCCAGCCAUCAGCUGGCCUUAGUGAGUCAGCCAUCCUCCCAGCCCCUUAGCCCAGAGGAAAAACAGGAGCUGGACCAGUUGCUCAGUGGUUUGGAAGCACCAAUGCAUCGCACAGGUUACCAAAACAGCUCUGGCAGCGCAGGCGGUGGAGUCCUACACCUCGUCCCCGCCCAGGUUCAUGUCAAUGGACACAACAACAUAGAUCGUGAGACAGAUAUCCUUGAUGAUGACCUGCCCAACAGCCAGGAAGGGAACAGUGUGGACAGUCUCAGAACCAUCUCAUCUUUUGAGGGCAGAGCCACUCCAGCAGAUCUAUACUACCAGUCAGAGACGGUCAUCAAUGGACAAGAUGCACAGCAUGACUUGGAGAAGGGCGUCCAUGAGAAAAUACCAGAGCCCAAAGUCCACAGCUCCUCAUCUGUCCAAGAGCACUUAGGGUCCUCUAGUGACUAUGCCAACCAGAAUGGCAACAUCUACCGAUCUCAAUCAUUAGGGGCAACCCCGACCACAGAGCAGAAUUACAUGCCCAAAGCUCCCACACGCACAACCAGCAGUAAGGAUGCAGUGCAGAGGGGACUGAAUGUGUGGCAACAAUAUGGUGUUCCUGAGGUCCCUGUCACAGAUGGGGUCACCUUCAACCCUGUAUUGCAAUCCCACAGCCUUCCGGAGUUUCCUCACAUGGCAUCUGAGCAAGACAUUGAACAGUCCAUUGAAGCACUCAACAUGCUGAUGCAGGACCUUGACCCAGCACUUACUCAAGUCCCCAAGUCCCAUAGUGCCCCAUCUGGAGAAGAUGGAGUGGUCACCACCCAACCAUCUUUCUCUCAAACCCAAGCACGGCCGUCCUACCAAGCUGACGCAGCCAUUCAUGGCCGUGGUGGAGUCUCUUCGGGGGGAUACCCUUCGACCUUUCAACAGGUAGCCACAGAGCCUCCACAACCCACCAUGAACCAGCAGAGACCCACAGCCAUAUCCCAGAAUGCUGCAUUCCUUUCUAAGGCAGAAGGUCAGGCUCCAAUGUCCCAGUCCACAGUGCCUUCCUCCGCCUUUGGAGUUCUCCAUUUGAAACCCCUCAACAUUUACCCCUCAAGUACCACGUCCCAGUCCCCUGAGCCCCAGGAGAGCCAGCGUAGCUAUUCUGCCUCCUCAUCCCCUCUGCCUAAAGAGUCUGAACCGAAAGAUGCCAACUACAAAUUGGAUGGUCUUGUAGCUCACCGUGUAGCUGGAGUUCAGUCUGGUGAAAUGUCACCAGAUGAGACUUCAGUUCCUGGAUGGUGCCGGACCAUCAGUGAGGACCUUUCCCAAGAUGAGAGCCCAACCCGAGGAAGCUCGGUCCGCUCCCCCAUCCGCUGCAUCUCACCCGAGCUGGCCAAUACGAUUGCUAUGAACCCUGGGGGGCGGCCCAAGGAGAGACACAUGCACAGCUACAGAGAAGCAUUUGAAGAAAUGGAUGGGGGUCCCGUCAGGCCCCCUCCGAUCGCUGGUGGUGAGGCCCUACCCCAAACCCCUGCCUUCCCUGUCUCGCCACAAACCCCUUACUUCAAUCUGAGUCGAUCUCCUCCAGGACUGGCUAAAACACCACUGUCCUUCCUGGGCUUGAAGCCCCACAACCCUGCUGAGAUACUGCUCAACCAGACAGGCUCAGAGAGUGAGGAUGAGGAAGAGCCUUGUAGCUAUGUGGAGUCUGUGGCCAAAGCAGCUGCAGGUGGGCCGCCAGUGUCGCCUGUGUCUCCAACAUAUGACAGCAACAGCUUAGCACAUCCUGUCGGGCCGUCCCAUGCCUACAACGCUCCUCUUUCCUCCAGCAGCCCCAUUCAGAGCCCAGAUGCAGUUGAAAGCACAUUGACUGAUAGCGGGGUUGGGUUGAAUUCUCUGUCCCAGGCUGCUGUCGACUCUGUCCUUCACUCCCAGCCCUCUGAAAGCACAUACCAAACACCCACACCCUCUUACCCCACCUCCAGCAGCAUGUUGGGUGGCUACAUCACCCCUGAUAUCAGGCCCACUCUGCCAGAGACCGUGCAAAAUAACGCCACCACCAUCCAGUCACUCGCCGGAAGCCCUGGCACAAGACACCAAGCCAUCCUGCCCGACGUGAUGUCCGCUCCCGGUCUCCAGCCCAGACUACCUAAUCAGGACAUCCUCGUUCUGGGCCGACAACCGACCCCGACCAAUGGUCAUCUGCCUGGAAUGGCCGGUAGUCCCGUGCUAGGAAGACACGCAAUGAUGUCCCAAGGAACGCAGAGCAGUCCGAUGUUGUCUAGACAGUAUCCCGUCACCUACGGGACUCAGAGUAGUCCGAUUCUCAGCAGACAACCUAUGGGACAAGCCAUCCAGAGCAGCCCUGUCCUCAACCGACAGGCGUCCCUAAAUCAACUAAUCAUUCUGCCUAACCAAAGCAGCCCGGUGUUGAGUAGACAGCCGUCCAUUACCCAACCCAACCAGGGCAGCCCCGUCCUGAGCAGGCAAUCCUCACUUACACAUCCCAAUCAGGGCAGCCCCGUUCUGGGAUGCCACCCGUCCCUAACGCAGGGUAGCCCCAGUCUGGACAGGCACCCGAUGUACAGUGGCUACACCACUCCAGAAGAGCGGCACGGAGCCCUUUUGCGCCAGAGCAGCUCCUCUGGAUACCAGCCGCCAUCUACACCUUCUUUCCCAGUCUCCCCGGCUGGAUACAUAGAUGGAGUGGGAUUCAGACAGGGCAGUCCUGCCCCCCAACCUCAGCUCCCCGAAAAGAGAAGCAUGUCCAGCAGCGAUCGUUCCAAUGGCGGACUGUCCUACGGAACGCUCAAUGGGAAGAUGUCCUCCCCAGUUUCCAGUGGCGGCAGCACUCCAAGCGUUCAUUUCUUCGACACACUCCCUGAUUUCUCCAAACUCAACAUGUGUGAUGGAAGUCCAGAGACCAGGCUGCACGUGAAGUUUGUCCAGGACACGUCCAAGUUCUGGUAUAAACCAGAUAUCUCCAGAGACCAAGCGAUCAACAUGCUGAAAGAUCAAGAGCCUGGAGCCUUUGUCAUUCGGGACAGUCAUUCAUUCAGAGGGGCCUACGGCUUGGCCAUGAAAGUUGCCUCACCACCUCCGACCCUGCAACCUACAAAGAAAGCUGGAGAUGUCACUAAUGAGCUGGUGAGACAUUUCCUGAUUGAGACGAGUCUGAAAGGCGUGAGACUGAAGGGCUGCCCUAACGAGCUGUACUUUGGCUGCCUGUCUGCACUGGUCUACCAGCACUCCAUCACUCCUCUGUCUCUACCCUGCAAACUAGUCAUACCAACCAGAGAUCCUCUAGAGGAGUCACCUGAGAUCGCAACACCAACUAACCCGGCGGCAGAGAUGCUCAAACAGGGUGCAGGGCAGAAGAGUUCAUCUGACUUCCAUGCAUGCAAUGUCCUGUACAUAAACUCUGUGGAUAUGGAGUCUCUGACUGGGCCUCAGGCCGUCGCCAAGGCCAUCUCAGAAACCAUGGCAGCCAGUCCCGCACCUUCAGCCACCAUUGUUCACUUUAAGGUGUCGGCACAAGGCAUCACGCUCACUGACAACCAGAGAAAGCUUUUCUUCAGACGUCAUUAUCCCAUCACCACCGUCACGUUCUGCGACCUUGAUCCACAGGAGAGGAAGUGGAGCAAAUCAGAGGGUGGCACUGCAAAGUUCUUUGGCUUUGUGGCCAGAAAGCAAGGCAGCACAACAGACAACGUCAGUCACCUGUUCGCCGAGAUGGAUCCCGAUCAACCGGCCACGGCCAUCGUCAACUUCGUCUCUAAAGUGAUGAUCAACUCUCAGAAGCGGUGAACUCUUCACGCAGCACUGCUUUCCGGAGGACUUUCAUUUUGCUCUGUUUGAAUUCUUUUUAAGUUUCUGUUUUUCGUUCUGUAUGUUUGGGUGAGAGGCUGUGUGUAUGUGUGAGGAAGGGUUAUUCGGACGGCAGUGAGGAAGAGGGACAGAGGAAGUGCAGUGUGAGCGUAGAGGAGUGAAGUACAGAGGGGAGGUGAUCUUCAUCUCACUCGGAGGGGACGUGAUGAAAUGAUGUCGGUGAUUUUGUUGCUGUUUUUUUAAGAAAAAAGGACAAGAAAAAGUAAAAAAAAAAAAAAAA
Messenger RNA from Sinocyclocheilus anshuiensis, 6048 nucleotides. RefSeq names its product tensin-1-like. NCBI's taxonomy places the organism in Eukaryota, Metazoa, Chordata, Actinopteri, Cypriniformes, Cyprinidae. Gene Ontology annotation, cellular component: focal adhesion. Gene Ontology annotation, biological process: fibroblast migration. The record is from RefSeq and is a predicted model, not a curated record. The transcript has 34 exons. Gene Ontology annotation, molecular function: protein binding. Bases 297 to 5747 code for a protein of 1816 amino acids.